Molecule: messenger RNA, 678 nt
Organism: Paramecium tetraurelia
Lineage: Eukaryota; Ciliophora; Oligohymenophorea; Peniculida; Parameciidae
Exons: 2
Source: RefSeq, a predicted model, not a curated record
AUGAUAAAUAAUGAGAAUAACUCAUAACAUCUUAAAAGCAAACCUCUUUUUUCAGUCAUGAAACUGAUUAAUAACAACACCUUUCGUGGAUAAUUUAGUGAACCAAAUCAACUUAGCUCAAGCAUUUUAUAAUAAACCAAUCCUUAAUUAUCAUUUCCUAGAGCUGAAAGAUUCUAAUCUCAUCAUGCUCCUUAACUUCCUUCUCCAAAAUAUCUUUGUCUAACAGACACUAAAACUAAAAGGACUACAUCUUUUGGAUUCGGGAACAAAUAGCUUAGACCAUUAGAUCUUGAGAAAAGAGAUCAAUUAAAUCCGGCUCCUGGAACUUAUGAUUUAAAAUAGUCAUCUUGUAGAUCAUGCAGUUUUGGAAUGAAACUAUAAUCAACAAGAACUUUGGAUGUUCCAGGUCCUGGAUCAUAUGAUCUAAAAUUGCUGAAUAAAACUAAAGCCUUUAGUAUCUAUGGCAAAAUUAACUCUGAUAUCAAAUUACCAAAAACAGCCUCCCCAACUAUUUAUCUUCCCACUGAUAACAUCAUUUAAAACAAUAGAUUUAAAUAAAUCACAUUCGGAUUUGGAGAUAGACCAUUACCUGGACUGAAGAACGAAUCACCUGGGCCAGGGACUUAUGCUUUGAAAUCUGUUUUUGAAAUCAAACCAAAGAAAAAAACUUAAUUAUGA